GCCUUAACCUAUUUACUAACGGUAAUGUAAUCAAAAAUCAAGAAAUAACAAUAUACAAGAGUUUCUUUCACAGCUUACAAUAUAAAGAGACCGCGUGUGGUCUCGAUAAGUUGCGCUUUGUUCCAUCUAGGUUAAUUAACUUCUAAGUAAGAGCAACAGAGUGAUCAAAUGGCGAAUCUUAUUUCGUUUCAUGAUGUGGCUAAACAUAAGUGCAAGAAUGAUUGUUGGAUUCUCAUCCACGGAAAGGUCUAUGACAUCAGCAGUUUCAUUGACGAACAUCCUGGCGGUGACAAUGUUCUACUCGCCGUCACCGGAAAGGACGCGUCGACUGAUUUCGACGAUGUGAAUCAUAGCAAUGAAGCAAAAGAAACGAUGAAGAAAUAUUGUAUCGGUGACGUUGACAAGUCAACGGUUCCGGUGACGGCGAAGUAUAUUCCGCCGUGGGAGAAAGAAUCUACGGCUGAAACCACAAAAGAAGAAACUGGAAACAAGAUGCUUGUAUACUUGAUUCCUCUCUUGAUUCUCGGCGUUGCUUUCUUUCUCAGAUUCUACAACAACAAGCUAGCAGACAAGUUAAAAGAUUGAUGUUGGAAAGAAACAUCCAUCACAUAGUUUCAUAUUGUUGUAAUAGUAUUAUUUUGGUCUUGUGCGUUCGUAAUAACAAUGGGUUUCUUAUUCAAAAAGUUGGCCCGUGAAUGGGAGUUCAAGCUUUUA
Molecule: messenger RNA, 714 nt
Organism: Brassica oleracea var. oleracea
Lineage: Eukaryota; Viridiplantae; Streptophyta; Magnoliopsida; Brassicales; Brassicaceae
Product: cytochrome B5 isoform C
Exons: 4
Coding region: 169-585 (138 amino acids)
Cellular component (GO): membrane; intracellular membrane-bounded organelle
Molecular function (GO): heme binding
Source: RefSeq, a predicted model, not a curated record